Messenger RNA from Lucilia cuprina (Australian sheep blowfly), 739 nucleotides. RefSeq lists its product as uncharacterized. Bases 215 to 571 code for a protein of 118 amino acids. NCBI's taxonomy places the organism in Eukaryota, Metazoa, Arthropoda, Insecta, Diptera, Calliphoridae. The transcript has 2 exons. The record is from RefSeq and is a predicted model, not a curated record.
CGAUUUCUAUAAAACUUUAUUGAAAUUUGAAAAAACUUUAGUACGACAAGUACGCGAUAAAGAAACGUUGUAAAUAGCAAGAUUAGACGAAACGUUAUAAGAAAAAUAAAAACAAAAAUAAUAUUUUAAUUCGGCAAAAAGACUUGACGCCUUGAGUAUUUGAAAAAAAAGGAUUCCACUGUUUUUAAUCAUUAAAAAAAAAACAAAACAAAACAUGAAAGUGUGUUUUUUAAUUACUGUUUCAUUUACCUUGUCAGUAUGUGUAUUAGCCCUACCACUUAAAAAGGCCUAUGAAGACUCACCCAUCAGUACUAUAGUAAUACCCUAUGAACCCUACUCGACACAUCUACUUAAAGAUUCUAGAGGUAAAAUGCAAAGAGUUUAUGUACCCGAUAAAAUGGACAUAGUGCCCAGAGCCAAUAUCAAAGAUGGGGAAAUCGCUAUGGGAAGUCAAAAGGGCAUGGCAUUGAACUUUGCCGAAGGAGCUUAUCCAGUCUAUUAUAUGCCCGGUAAUGCUAAUGGCAAAUUUCAAGAUAGAAAAAUCUAUCUAUUAGAAGAGGCGCAAAGAUAAACUUGAAUAUAAAUUAUUAUUAAAUUAUCAACAAUUAAAAUAUAUUUAAAUUAAAUGUAUAUAAUUAAGUUUAAAUUAAAUUAAAGAGUGCUGUGAUAAAGUGCUACCUACGUUUUUUUAUAAAGAAAUAUUAAUUUUAAUAAAAAUAUUUAAAAUUAAAACUUUAAA